Haliotis rubra (blacklip abalone) is the source of this 1667-nucleotide messenger RNA. RefSeq lists its product as uncharacterized. NCBI's taxonomy places the organism in Eukaryota, Metazoa, Mollusca, Gastropoda, Lepetellida, Haliotidae. Bases 208 to 1425 code for a protein of 405 amino acids. The record is from RefSeq and is a predicted model, not a curated record. The transcript is spliced from 8 exons.
UUCCCAACCGUCUUCCUGGACCGCUCAGCGACGCUGUCUGCUACCGAUCGUUGUUAAGUGUGGGCUGACACGAAGCGAGCAAUAUUUGAUUAGCAGCUCCAACGACUAACCGUGUUUGACAAGCGGACGCCGCAUUGCAUAAUAUCCAAUGUUUCCCUGUGCCCGACGAGAGCUGAUAUUCGACUGGGGUGUAUAUUUUUGAUAGCCAUGACAAUGCGCUGCAGGAAACAUUGUGUUUUAACAGUUCUAAUCCCGCUUUUCAUUUGCCUAUUGAUUGGACAAACUAUUCUGUCAGUGACCCGUCAAAUUCGAUACAGCCGAUACAUGGCACUAGACAUAGACUUUUCCUACUUAAUGGAAUUGCGGGAACGGAUAAAUCCAGUGCCAUUUGAAACGUUUGAAUUUGAGGAAUUGCUACACGAUUACAAGAAGAAAAUAAAAGAUCUACAGCAAGCGGGGCUAUGGAGAACAAAUCCAGAAUUAAAUUCCUGUGAUACCGAACCAGUGUCUGGAAACCCAUGUGUGGAUACUCACUGUAGUCCCAGACAGCCGGAGGAAGCGCCCCAGAGAUUGGGACGUCUAUUGCAAACAACGAACAAUCUGAAUGUUACAUUAUUCAGCCUUUUGUUUGGACUUUUUGGCGUCCAGAAAUCAGGCAAGCGUUUAGUGAUCCUAACCGCUGCAUCCUCGGACCAUUUUUAUGAAUCGCAGGGAUUAAUCCAAAGUGUUCAUCAGAACGUGGUUCCAGAAAUGGACAACUUCACCCUGAUCUACUAUGACAUUGGGCUGGAAGACUGGCAGAGGGAGCAGUUGCGGAAGCAUUGCAGGUGCCAGAUCCGUAGAUUCCCCUGGAACCAGAUGCCAGUCAGGCUGCAGAACCUUCGGUGUUACACUUGGAAGGCAUUCAUUAUACAGGCACAUAUCCGGUCAGCUGACGUCAUCAUCUGGGCUGACGCUGCAGUCCGCUUCCUCAAAUCAAGUAUCGGACCACUUCUCCAAGAGGUCGAGACCAAAGGCAUUAUAAUAGAGGACGGAACACCACGUUACUCAGUAGCCGACCACGCGAAGAGGACCAUGUUUGAUUACUUUGGCGAAAAGACGUGUCACUAUGCCCAAAUAAUAGAGAAACAACCAGGAUUCCUUGUCCUAAAAGAUGAACGUUUCGUCAGGGAGGUUGUUCUGAAACCGUGGGUUGCUUGUGCCAUGAGCCCCCGGUGCAUGUGUCCUGCUCACCCCGAAACAUUGAUAGUAUGUCACACGUACAUGCGAGAGUACAACAAAUGUCACAGAUUUGAUCAAGCAGCCAUGAAUAUGAUUUUGGCCAAAUUGUUUUGGGGCAAUGAUAUGAGUUUUGUCCCGACUCGAAAGUAUAUUGACCUUCGAAAAGAAGACAAAGUGUAUUAUUUUAAUGAACUAGAAUCUUGAUGUAUUUUCAACAUUAGGCAGAAUAUACUAGUAUUAUUUAGAGAGUUUAUGUGAUAAUAAGUUAUUUCCAUAAUACGAACCCUAUUUAUUCCGGACAGUAACGGGGUAAUGUCAAUUGUACAUGUCCAAGUAAUGUCAAUUGUACAUGUGUAAGUACUGUCCCUUGUAGAUGUGUAAGUAAUGUCAAUUGUACAUGUGUAUGUAAUGUCAAUUGUACAUGUGUAUGUAAUGUCCCUCGUGCA